Messenger RNA from Notothenia coriiceps (black rockcod), 2612 nucleotides. It is a transcript of the gene smurf1, whose product is annotated as SMAD specific E3 ubiquitin protein ligase 1. The coding region runs from base 223 to 2421 and encodes 732 amino acids. Gene Ontology annotation, molecular function: SMAD binding; ubiquitin protein ligase activity. The record is from RefSeq and is a predicted model, not a curated record. Lineage: Eukaryota; Metazoa; Chordata; Actinopteri; Perciformes; Nototheniidae. The transcript has 18 exons. Gene Ontology annotation, cellular component: cytoplasm. Gene Ontology annotation, biological process: negative regulation of BMP signaling pathway; proteasome-mediated ubiquitin-dependent protein catabolic process; protein ubiquitination.
CAGUACGUGCUUGAGCCUGCCCGAAAAUGCUCUCCCGUGUUGUUGGAUUUCGAAAGAGCACAGGACUUUGCGAUGAAAUAAUACAUGUUUACCCGUGUGGAAAACAAAAACAAACCGCAUGUUUUUAAACGUAAGUGUUUCGCGUUCCCAUUGAGUGGAGAAACGGUGUUUUUGGAGGGGACUCCAACGGGGAAGUUUGAGUGAUCGUUUUUUCCCGGAGUGAUGUCGAAUCCUGGGACUCGGAGGAACGGGUCCAGCAUCAAAAUUCGACUGACAGUAUUAUGUGCCAAGAACCUCGCAAAGAAAGACUUCUUUCGACUACCGGAUCCCUUUGCCAAGGUUGUGGUGGAUGGAUCGGGUCAAUGCCACUCUACAGACACAGUCAAGAGCACACUGGACCCCAAAUGGAAUCAGCACUACGACCUCUACAUCGGAAAAACAGACUCCAUCACGAUCAGCAUAUGGAACCACAAAAAGAUCCAUAAACGGCAGGGGGCGGGCUUCCUGGGCUGCAUACGACUGCUUUCUAACGCCAUCAGCAGGCUAAAAGACACGGGAUACCAGCGACUAGACCUCUGUAAGCUGAACCCCUCGGACAGUGACGCAGUGCGGGGGCAGAUCGUAGUGAGCUUACAGACGCGAGAUCGCAUCGGCAGCGGUGGCCCUGUGGUGGACUGCAGGGGACUGCUGGAAAAUGACGGGCCUGUGUUUGAGGGAUGCUUCAGUGAAGAGCCGCUGCCCUACUCGGACCCCACCGGGGCAGCGGGAGGCGGGAACUGUCGGCUCGACUCGCCCGGUCAGGAGGGUCGUCUUCAGACGCAGCGAAUCAGAGGGCAGGACUCGAGAGGCCACGGACACACACCCCAAAACAGACCGCACGGACACCAGCCGCCCGACCUGCCGGAGGGAUACGAACAAAGAACGACGGUGCAGGGCCAGGUCUACUUCCUUCACACACAGACGGGCGUCAGCACCUGGCACGACCCUCGAAUACCGCGGGAUCUGGCCAGUGUGAGCUGUGAGGAGCUGGGCCCGCUGCCGGUGGGCUGGGAGGUCCGCAGCACCGUGUCGGGGCGGAUCUACUUUGUGGACCACAACAACCGAACCACACAGUUCACAGACCCGCGCCUACACACCAUUAUCAGCCAGCAAAGCCAAGCGAAGGAAUCCUCGCAAGCCCCCCAGAUGGAGGUGGGGGGUGAGGAGGUGGGAGGCGUCGGAGUGGUCGGGGGAGUUGGAGGCGGAGAUGGAGACGUGGCGGCGCGAUACGAGAGAGACCUGGUGCAUAAAUUAAAGCUGCUCCGACACGAGCUGUCCUUACAGCAGCCUCAGGCCGGACACUGUCGCAUCGAGGUGUCCAGAGAGGAGAUCUUUGAGGAGUCAUAUCGGCAAAUAAUGAAGAUGAGGCCCAAAGACCUGAAGAAGCGUCUGAUGGUGAAGUUCAGAGGAGAGGAGGGGCUGGACUACGGUGGAGUGGCCAGGGAGUGGCUCUACCUGCUGUGUCAUGAAAUGUUGAACCCCUAUUACGGCCUGUUCCAGUACUCCACAGACAAUAUCUACACACUACAGAUCAACCCCGACUCCUCCAUCAACCCCGACCACCUGUCUUAUUUCCACUUUGUUGGCCGGGUGAUGGGCCUGGCAGUUUUUCACGGUCACUACAUCAACGGGAGCUUCACGCUGCCCUUCUACAAACAGCUGCUAGGAAAACCCAUCACGCUCAUCGACCUGGAGACCACCGACCCCGAGCUGCACAAGAGUCUCGUCUGGAUACUAGAGAACGACAUCACUACGGUCCUCGACCACACCUUCUGCGUGGAGCACAACGCCUUCGGGAAGUUCUCACAACACGAACUCAAACCCAACGGCCGCAAUAUCCCCGUCACCGAGGACAACAAAAAGGAAUACGUCAGACUUUACGUGAACUGGCGGUUUAUGCGAGGAAUCGAAGCCCAGUUUCUGGCUCUGCAGAAGGGAUUCAGUGAGCUCAUCCCCCAGCACCUCCUCAAACCUUUCGACCACAAAGAACUCGAGUUGAUCAUCGGUGGGCUGGGGAAGAUCGACCUGGCGGACUGGAAGACCAACACGCGUCUGAAGCACUGCACCAGUGAGAGCAACGUGGUGCGGUGGUUCUGGGAGGCGGUGGAGGCCUUCAGCGAGGAGAGGAGAGGACGCCUCCUGCAGUUCGUCACAGGCUCCACCCGAGUCCCGUUACAGGGGUUCAAAGCGUUGCAGGGUUCUACAGGUUCUGCAGGACCAAGGCUCUUCACCAUCCACUUGAUAGACGCCAACACAGACAACUUGCCCAAGGCUCACACGUGUUUUAACCGGAUAGACGUCCCUCCCUACGAGUCCUACGAGAAGCUCUAUGAGAAACUGCUGACGGCUGUGGAGGAGACAUGCGGCUUCGCUGUGGAGUGACGAGUCCAAAAUCAACCCGACACACACAGACACACUUGCGCUUGCACUUGCACACAAAACGAUUUGACUUUUUACAUCAUAUACACACACAUCAACAAAAUAUCAAAGUAUACACGGAGUAUACGGAGCAGCCAAGCAUCACAAGAAACAGACUUUGGGUCUCUCGCCACCUCCUAACCACCAAACUGUUG